GAUAAGCAAGGAGUCUGCUACUUGAACCAACGAUCAGAGCAUUUCCCCGCUCGUGUGGACAGGAGUACGUAUCAUGUUCCUUCUGCUGGCCUCUGCAGUUGUAGCGUCGGCUGCACUCAUCUACUGGUUCAUUGCGAGAACAGACUCAAACUGGAGUCUGCUAUGGGCAGAACUGUUUGGAAAAUCGCCAGCUGUCCUUAAGGGCAAAGUGGCAUGGGUGACGGGAGCAGGCAGCGGCCUCGGAAGAGCCAUUACCAUCGAACUGGCCAAACGUGGCGCCAGAGUUGUUCUGUCCGACAUCGAUGCCUCCGCCAUGGAUGACGUCAAGUACACCAUUGUGUCCGAAGCUGGGCUAACAGACGACGACAUACUCUUGCUCCCGAUGGACAUCACGAAAUUCGAGACACACGACGCAAGCUUCAAGAAAGUCUUGGACAAGUUUGGACACUUGGACAUACUCGUCAACUGCGCCGGACGUUCACAAAGUGCUCACUUUCAAGACAUCGACAUCGAGGUGCACAAGGCCCUGUUUGACAUCAACUGCUUCAGCCACAUCAACCUGACAAAGUGUGUACUUCCGCACUGGCUGGAAAGGAGGACGGGGCAUGCCGUCGUGUUGAGCAGCGUUUGCGGAAAGAUUGGUGUUCCAUAUUCUGCCACAUACAAUGCCUCAAAGGCUGCACUGCAUGGUUUCUAUGACUGCCUCUGGUCUGAAGUGUACAACAAGGGCAUCAAGAUCACAAUGGUGUGUCCCGGUCCCGUUGCGACGCCCAUCCGACAAAAGUGCUUCACGGGCAAACCGGGAGAAGUGAUGCGUAUCCCACCAUCGGAGCAAGAGGUCAAGAUGUCUCCAUCCCGCGCUGCCAAGCUCAUCCUCAUUGGUGUGGCCAACAAGCUCGACGAGAUAUGGAUUGGACCUCAACCCUUCAUUUCGUACCUGUACCUCGGACAGUAUCUUCCCGGUACAUUCCGAAAGUACAUUGUUCCAGUAAUCUUCGAGCCAAGCAAGAUUGCCAGCCUGAGAGACGGAAAGGGAAAUUACUGAGGACGGAAUAACCGUGACGUAACUUCUUGCACCGCUGAGAAGAGUGUGCUCUGUGACAACGCAUUGGGAAUCCAUUUCACAUCAUCAUCUACAAGCUGAUAAUCAUGCUGAACAAUGUGUUAAGACACAACCUUCAUUCAUGUUAUAGUUACGUCAACCAAAGUCACGUGAGACAACAUAAGUGCGGAUCAACAGGAACUUGUUAGACUGUUUCUUCAAGAAACGAAAUAUAUACAAAUGAGAUGGAUUUCAGCAUCAUGGGAAACAUUGUGCUCAUGGUAACCUCUAAACUAGGUGUGGUACGAUAAAGUGAAAUGUUCACCACCAAAUUAUGGCUUCACGUGCACCUACAGAAUCUUAUCCAAAAGAACAAAUUCUGCGAUACCUAAACCUUUAUGAAGCGGAUCUUGCGAAGUAUUAAAUUUUUCCCAGAAA
Ornithodoros turicata is the source of this 1480-nucleotide messenger RNA. RefSeq names its product dehydrogenase/reductase SDR family member 7-like. The transcript is spliced from 7 exons. Bases 74 to 1045 code for a protein of 323 amino acids. The record is from RefSeq and is a predicted model, not a curated record. Lineage: Eukaryota; Metazoa; Arthropoda; Arachnida; Ixodida; Argasidae.